Molecule: messenger RNA, 5638 nt
Organism: Cherax quadricarinatus
Lineage: Eukaryota; Metazoa; Arthropoda; Malacostraca; Decapoda; Parastacidae
Product: pleckstrin homology domain-containing family A member 3
Biological process (GO): endosome organization; receptor recycling; retrograde transport, endosome to Golgi
Cellular component (GO): recycling endosome; trans-Golgi network; early endosome
Source: RefSeq, a predicted model, not a curated record
CCGUGGCUGGUGAAGGUUGGUGUAGCGGCCGCCAGGUGUCGUGACGCAGUGUAAACACUAGCCACCAGCUGGCAGUCACUGGGACGAUGCCAUGGAGGGAAUUCUUUUUAAAUGGACGAAUUACUGGAAUGGAUGGCAGCCAAGAUGGUUUAUCUUAGAUCAAGGAGUUCUUGCAUAUUACAAAUCACAGGAGGAGGUAAACCAGGGUUCCAAAGGAUCUGUAAAGCUCUCAGCAUGUGAAAUUUUAGUACACCCAACUGAUACAAUGAGAAUAGAUAUUGUGAUUCCUUAUGAGCAGCACUUUUAUCUCAAAGCCCCAUCCCCACAUGAGCGCCAUGCUUGGCUUGUUGCCCUUGGCAGUGCAAAGGCUGGUAUACCCCCUGCAAUACCUCAACAAAAAAUUGAAAAAGAGCAAGAACCAGAUACUGUAAAAGCCAAGAAGUCUGAAUUACGACUAACAUGUGAUCUUCUGAUGAAACAGGUCUACAGUGUUAAAACUGCAGCAAAUAACCCUGAUGGUCCAGAUCUUGAGAAACUAGAUGAAUCUACAACUCUACUGUCAGCUACAUGUGAUAACUUCAUACAUACACUAGAGGAAUGCAUGAAAAUGUCCAACACUUCACCCACACCACAGCUGUCUGGAGACACACUCAUGCCCCCAAUCAUCCUCCUUAAGGAAAGAAAAAGCUCCAGCAUUUCCGCAUCAAUAGCCACACGACAAAACUCUAUUGAGAGAAGGACAGAAUGAUGACGAGGAUGUGAUAUGCGAAGAUAUUCAGAGCUUUCUAUGUACAAUCCUGUUCAGACCAAGAAACAUGAAAUGUCUACUAUUUCCAAAUGGAUCACAUCUGCAUUUAUGAAUUUGGAGGUUUCCAUGAGGCAGUCACAUUCUAAAUAUCAUGUUUUAAAGAAAUGUGGGAACUUCACAAAAAAAGCUUGUAUGGCUUUAAUUUGAAAAUUGCCAUCUCAACAUUAUUGACUAUUGUAGAAAAUGUGAAAGCAUUCUAUAAUACAGUAAUUACCUUUGACAAGGAAAAAAAAUCUUUUAUUUUUCUCUCAAAUAAUAUAAUUUUAUUUCUCCUAAAAUGUACAUUAGUUACAAUAGAUGGUUAACAGUAAAUAGUAAACUUUACAAAGAAAGCUCAUAGAGCACACACAGCAUUUCGAGCACACUCUUGCCAUAGGCUCAAUGCUUGUUCCCAGAAUACACUUGGCCUGCCAGUCAGAUAAAAUGCAAGCACUAAUUGCUAGAAAUUCUUUUCCCUAUAAUAAGCAGUGGUUACUCUGCCACACUUGCUAAUGACCAGUGGAAUGAGAGCAUGUCAUUAUUCUUACUAGGCAGCCCCGUGAUCCCACCCAACGGAGCUUUCAUACAUGGCCGCAGAUUAAAAGAGGAUGGGGGGGGGGGGGGUGAGGGAAGUUCACUGGAUCCAUGGCUGCAUAAAAAAUGUUUUCCCAUCAUCAUAGGUAAGUAUUCCAUUCCUUGUUAAAUCUGAUGGCUCUCCAAAAUAAUUCUAAUAUCCAGAUUUGGAAAUCUGGAUAAUAUUGGAAUUAUAGGACCGCAAAUAGCAAAUCACCCAUAAAAUAAGAGGGCGGCACACGAAAUUAAUGUGUGAUCCAGAACUUUAAAAGCUUGAUUGGGCAUAAUGAGGCAUUUUAUAAGGCUAAUAUUUUUUUAGUGGCAAUUAAAUCAGAGUGCCAAAACCCAUGAGUACUAAGUUAAAGUGUGAGAUAUGCUCUACAAUUGAGUGAUUAACGUAUUGAAAACCACACAUUUGACAGGGAAAUCCAAGCUUAAUCCCCUCACUCCACUUCUCUUAGUCAAUAUUAAGAUACAUUUGGCUUCUAUACCCCAUGAACAUUCAGGAGUUAAUGACAAACUUGUAUUUAACUCUGCUGUAUUGUAUGUGAGUGGAUGGACAAUGUAUGUAUUCUGGAAGGCAGACAAUGGUUGUCAAAAAAAAAAAAAAAAAUAUGAUUAAACACAGUACUAAUGAUCUUUUUUCAUGUCUAAUUCCCUGUAUUUUCAUUGUUUCUAUUAUCUAAUAAUAAGACUUACCAGUAGUUCAUCUUCAUUAGUUUAAAAUUGAGGUUGUGAUGAAUCAAUUUAAAACAACUAUAUUUUGACAUAAGGAAUUCAUGUGAUGGGUCACUGGAUGCAGUAUAAUAAAUGACUGAAAAAUAUCUUUUGGCUUGGAGUGUAUUUAAAGGCAAAUCUUAAAUAUAUUAAGAAAUCCUUGUAAUUAAUGUGCCUAUUUAUGAAUAUACAGUAUAACCUUGAAGUGAUCUAUUCUUUCUAUUACUGUAGUUACCAUGCUUAGUGAAAAUAUAAAGCAGCUUCCAGUAAAAGGAAAUAUCUAUAUUCUUAAAUCUUAUAUAGAAAAAUUAAGCCUCCACAGUUCUAAACAUUAAACUAUUUCAUGCAUAAAGAUGCAGCGCAUUAAAUAAUGAAAUGCUGUGUUACUUUCAAGGUAGAAAUGUAACUAAUUAGUACUUUUUUCUAAAUCUUUUUGUUAAUCAGUGCUCUUGCUUUUUAUAAGUGGUUUUGGAAGGAUUAAAUUUUGAAUAGAGUACAACAUUAAGCUUACCUGAUUUUGCAUUUAGAUGUGCUUAAUAACAUUAACCAUAAUCAGUACUAUUGUACUAUUAUCCAGGCUUUUAUUUUUCCUGCUGCUAAUAAUAUAAGAAGAAAAUUUUACAUGUGGUUGUCUUUCAUGAAAAGUAAAUUUACUUAUAAAAAAUACUUAUGGAUGGUAUAGUACCAUUUGUAUCUAAUACGAAAAUAAUUUGUUGAUACUCUACAUCCAUUAUUAUUUGCUAGUUUUCUAUAAUUACUCUUUGUAAAAAUAAUCUGUAUACUGUGGAUGUACACAGAAACACAUGGACUGUAAAAUAAAUAAUGUAGUGUUAUCAUGAAGUACAUACUGAGUAAUGUGUUCACCAUGUAUGAACCUUUAUGCAUCUUUCAGGCUUUCAGAUAUCCACUAGGAAAUGGAUAAAUAUAGAAGGUAUUGUUUAUAAAAUUAGUUGUCUGUAUUACUAGUUUUGUGACAAAAUUACUAUUCAGUAAACCCUCAAUAAAAUGGACCUCUAUACAGCAGAUAUCGGCUAAAAUAGACAAAAAUUCUGGCCAAAUAAAGGCUUAAUGGGGUGUCUGAUUAAAAUAGCCAUGAAGCGAACCAAAUCCGCUAUAUUGCGAGGCUGUCCAGUCCUGUUAUACCCUCGUUAAAGUGGACCAACUCCAUUUAAUCACAAGUUUGUCUGGUCUGGGCUUCAUUCUGUGUAUGUCUAUUUUCAUUGUUUCUGGGCAGUGGAGCCAGUGACUUGGCCUGCAUCAGUUUGUUAUUGUCUGCUUGCAUUCUCAAAUACGUACCAUUAUCAGUUCUCUCCAGUUUUCCUUUGAUUUAGUGUGUUUUCCAUUACAGUGCCAUGCACAGUGUUAUUACAAUAGCCUCUAAAGCAGGUGAUAAUGAUACAAAGUGUGUGACAUUGACUGUUAAGUAGAAACUUGAAUUAAGCUCAUCUAUCCUCCAGAAAAGUAAGAAAAAUUACUGUAGUGUACUUGACAUAUACUGUGCUGUACUUUAAACUUUCUUUUCUUGUAUAGCACAGUUGUGCAGAACAGUACUGCAUUAUAAUAUACUCUAUUCUUAAUAUGUUCGGUAGUCCAUCAAUAUAGCGGACUAAGUCAGCUUCAUUUGGACACCUCUUCCCCCAAUUAGUUCAUUUUAUGGAGAGUUUGCUGUAUGUACAUAUGAAAUCCACAUAAUUUUAUAUCUGAUAUUGGUAUACAUUGCUUCAGUUUUCAUAAAUGAUGUAAGAAAAUUUGGUAAGUUUAAAAUUUCACCACAGGUUAAUAAAUAAUUUGUAUUUUGAAGUUAAUGGAUAAUGUAAUAUGAUUUGUUUAUUUAUCCCAGUGAUGUACUGUACUUCACUGUGUUACACUGACCAUAUUCAGUAUAGUACAUUAUUAUUGAGUAAUUCAUUUCAUGUUCAGUAUGUGGUUAAAUGAGCCUUCAAAUUUUUGUUUUGUUAAACUUAGUGAUACUGUACAUCAGUUUGCAGAUAAAUAAAUAAUAAUCAGACAGUUCUUAGAAUUAUUUUUAGUUAAAGUUUAUGUAUUUAUGAAUAAGGAAAGUUUAUACCAUGAAAUAUGCUAUUGAUAACUAAUAUUUGAAUAUAUUGUGUUGUUUUAUGCUAUAAAACGCUCUUAUGACUCAGACGAGUUUAUGCAGGAUUUUGAAGAUUGAGACACUUAUGCAGCAUAUGGGAAUCUUUAUUCAGGAAACGUUUCGCCACACAGUGGCUUCAUCAGUCCAAUACAAAGAGGAAGGUGUAAGGAGAGGAGGAGAAUGAGGUAAUCAGUCCCUCAACCUGGAGUCGAUGUGUUCAGUCCAUCAAUCUUGUAGAAUGUGUCUCAAUCUAAGUGUCUCAAUCUUCAACUUGUCGGUUUUUCAAACCAUUCAUCACAUGCAGGAUUUUGAAAAGCUUACCAGUUUUCGAAAGUAGUGUAUAAAUUUUGGUACAUAGAACAGGAUUUUUUAAAGCUAUAUUAGUUUGCUUUAUACUGGCAUACCGGCAUACCAUUAGUAUGUCAUUAUUUUAUUGUCUGUUUUCAGAUUUACAGAAUUGAUAAUCAAUAUUAUACAGUACCUAUUUUCAAUUUUAUACAGUGUAUUACAGAAUAUUGUGUAUGUAUGAUACAGAUGUAUAAAUACAAAAUGAUGCCAAAGGAAGAACAAUAUGUAACAGUUGUUAAAAGUAUUUUGUAAAUGUGAUAUUUAGCAUGUUUAAUUUCAAGAGUUUACAAGUGGCCAUUUUUAGGGUUUACAUUUGUAUAAAUGUGAUCAAAAUUUGUAAUCAGUGCAAAAUUUAUUAUUAGUUUUGAAUUUUUUACGGAAAAGAUAGAGGGUUUUAUAUACAGAACUGGGGAGUCAGGCUAUGUAGCUUUAGCUAUGUGCACAGGUUUCUUGACUGGUUAAUUUGUCUAUGAUUUAAUUACUGAAAUGUUAAAUCCACUUUCUACAAUUGGACCAUUUUUAAUUGCAUUUGCAUGCUUUUGAAACAGCAUAUGUAAUUUAUUAUGCAUUAAAUCUGAGGACCAUUUUAUUUUGUAGUUGUGUGGAUGCAUCACAGUGUGUGUCUUUUAAAGAUAUUGAAUAUACCAAUUACUGAACAUACUAGUAGUUAUUUUUUCAUAGUUGCUUUAUUAGUUAAGCAUAUUUAAUUGUGUUUGAUUAGAAAAAUAGUUCCACUUUGUGUUUGUGAUACAGUAUUCUAAUUUUGAAAAGUUGCAUAUAUGUUAUCAUUAAUAUAUUUAUAGUGUGUGUUAAACCCAUGGGGGUUAUACAGUGCUUGGGGUAAUGGGAGGCAUUAAGGUUCAAUCCAAGGAAGGGAAGCAUUAGGCUAAUUCCUUAGAUCAAGAUCCCCUCAUUGGCAUCAAGGAACCUCUCAUGAGGGGAUACAUGUUAUUAAAUAUGAAUUAUAUAUUAUGUGCAUAUAUAGAGUGUAUGUAUGUGUGUCAUGUUUUAGGCAGACCUUGCAAUCUUGGCUUAUAAAAUAACAAUUGUUUUGAAAAAGUAUUGUAAAUUAAUUGUUGCAAUAACUGAAAAUGAGUGAAUAUAAAAUAAUGAAUACA